CAGUCGAGACAUUAUCACUCUGCCACAGUGGAUACGUCAGACUCAAAGUUUACCACGCACUGAAAUGAAUGCGUGUGUAUCUAGUCGGAGACCCUCUGCCCUACUUUUAUUGCCUGAUGCUGCUGCGCUCGGAUGAGGAAUAUCCCACAAUGCCCUCAUGGACGAAGCCGCGGAUGCCUGCAGCUGUUGUAGUCGCGCAGACAGACACACACAUUUCCACAGUCCGCCGACCGUCUGCGUGUGCGUGACCGUGCGUGGAAGCUUUCCGCCUGGCCCGGACAGAUAGACAAAUAGAUAGACAGAUAGACAAAUAGAUAGACAAGAUUGACAAGAGAGACAAAUAGAUAGACAAGAUUGACAAGAUUGACAAGAUAGACAAAUAGAUAGACAGAUAGAUAGACAGAUAGAUACUUUAUUCAUAUCCCAUGAGAGACAUUGCAGGGGACAUUGGAAAGGAUUUUUAAGCGCCGGAGCAGCGAGGGGGGUCCACUCGCUGCCUACCGGAGAAUGAUGGACCCCCUGGCCGACAGACGCACGUCUCAGGCGGAGCGCUGCAGCAGAGGAGCCGCCGGUGGAGAAUUAGCGGACGAUCAGCCGCGCGGCUGCGGGAGAGACACGGCGAUUGGCGGCAGCGACAGACUGAGCAGCCUCGUUGACAUGGAAGACUCGCUGGAGGAGAAGCUGAAAGGACUGGCGUUUAGGAAACAGAUCUCUUAUAGGAAAGCCAUCUCACGGUCGGGCCUCCAGCAUUUGGGCCCAUCCCAGAACCCUUUCCCUGACCUGAGCAAUGGACCAGCCAAGGAGCUCCGCACCAGCAUGGACUGGAGUGAGAACGCAGUGAAUGGAGACCACCUGUGGCUGGAGACAAACUGCUCCGGGGACCUCUGUUACCUGGGCGAGGAGACGUGCGUGGUCAAGAGUGCAAAGUCUGCUCCCCGGAGGAAGUGUGCAGCCUGUAAGAUCGUCGUCCAUACUGCCUGUAUUGAGGAGCUUGACAAGAUCAACUUCCGCUGCAAACCCACCUUUAGAGAAGGCGGCUCACGAUGCUUUAGAGAUAAUGAACCCUUGUUGGCACAUUUACAUGUGACCCGUUGUGUCUGUUUGCGACAGCAGAAUGUAUUGCGACAUCACUGGGUUCACCGACGGCGGCAGGAGGGGAAGUGUCGUCAUUGCGGCAAAAGUUUUCCACAGAAGUUCUUCUACAGUAAGGAAAUUGUUGCCAUCAGUUGUUCCUGGUGCAAGCAGGCAUUCCACAACAAGGUGACGUGCUUCAUGCUGCAUCAGAUCGAGGAGCCGUGUUCGCUGGGAGCUCACGCCGGGGUCAUCAUCCCUCCUUCCUGGAUCAUCAAAGUCAAGAAACCGCAGAGCUCAAUUAAAAACUCUACUCGAAGGAAAAAGCGGACGUCGUUCAAAAGAAGAACCAGCAAAAAGGGCACAGAUGAAUCAAAAUGGCGCCCAUUCAUGUUGAAGCCACUGCCCUCCCCACUGAUGAAACCAGUGCUGGUGUUUGUCAACCCCAAGAGUGGAGGAAACCAGGGGACUAAGCUGCUACAGAUGUUCAUGUGGAUUUUGAACCCUCGGCAGGUGUUUGAUCUGUCUCAGGGUGGACCGAGAGAAGCGUUGGAAUUAUACAGGAAAGUGCCAAAUCUUCGCAUCCUUGCCUGUGGAGGAGAUGGAACGGUGGGCUGGAUUCUUUCAGCUUUAGAUGAACUACAAAUGAAUCCACAACCUCCUGUAGCUGUGCUUCCUCUUGGUACAGGAAAUGACUUGGCCAGGACACUCAACUGGGGCGGGGGUUAUACAGAUGAGCCGGUGUCUAAGAUCUUGUGUCAGGUGGAGGACGGUACCGUUGUCCAAUUGGACCGAUGGAAUCUGCAGGUGGAGGGCUUGUCUGUACAGCCGGAGGAGGGAACGCAGAAGCUUCCUCUCAAUGUGUUCAAUAAUUACUUCAGCCUCGGCUUUGAUGCUCAUGUGACGCUGGAGUUCCACGAGUCGAGAGAAGCCAACCCCGAGAAAUUCAACAGUCGCUUCCGUAACAAGAUGUUCUAUGCAGGGGCUGCUUUCUCUGACUUUCUCCAGCGGAGCUCCAGGGACCUGUCGAAGCAUGUCAGAGUGUUGUGCGAUGGCACAGAUCUCACACCCAAGAUUCAAGAGCUGAAGUUCCAGUGCAUCGUCUUCUUGAAUAUUCCCAGGUACUGUGCUGGCACCAUGCCUUGGGGCAACACAGGUGACCACAGAGAUUUCGAACCUCAGAGACAUGACGACGGGUGCAUCGAGGUGAUCGGGUUCACUAUGGCCUCCCUGGCGGCGCUGCAGGUGGGCGGUCACGGUGAACGUCUCCAUCAGUGCAGGGAGGUCGUCCUCACCACCUUCAAGACGCUGCCCGUGCAGGUGGAUGGCGAGCCGUGUCGCCUUGCGCCCUCCACACUGCGCAUAUCACUGCGGAACCAGGCCAAUAUGGUGCAGAAAAGCAAGAGACGCACAUCUGUGCCUCUGCUGAACGACAUUCAGAAAGUGUGCGCAGCUGACCUGCGCCGUCUCUCUGCUCCCCCCGAUUCCUUCUCUGUCCCACAUGCAGUCCCUGAACGUCUGCGACUACGUGUGAACCGCAUCUGCCUGCACGAAUAUGAGAGCAUGCAAUUCGACAAGGAGCGACUGCGGGACAUCUCUACUCCAGUUGGCAUCGUGGUGGUAAGAGGAGACUGCGACCUAGAAACAUGUCGACUCUACAUUGACAGACUGCAGGAGGAUUUGAAUCAAGCGCCCUCUACUGGCCACAGAGUGCAUUACCAGGAUGAGACCACAAGCUUGCCACGGCCUAGUUCGGCACACAGACUUUCCCCCAGCUGGAGUUUCCUGGACUCUACUUCAGCUGACCGGUUUUAUCGCAUAGACAAGGCUCAGGAGCAUCUGCACUUUGUGACUGAAAUUUGCCAGGAUGAGGUUUUUAUCUUGGACCACGAGGCCCCACCUUUGAUCCAGGUACAAGUACCUGGAAUGCCAGACGUGGUGGUGGAACCCAGCUCCAGGUCAGAAUCAGCCCAGAUGUCAUUUAUACCUUUUCUUUCUGUUUCUGCAAAAACAAAUGAUGUUUACUUAUUUUCUUUGCUAUUGUUUCCUUAUUGCAGCGUUCCCCUGACUUUAGAGGAACAAGCUCUUUUAUCCGCUGCAACCAAAGGAGAUCUGCCAAUGGUGUCGAGUUCUUGCAGCAGUGGGGUCAGUUUGUUAGUACGGGACUCUGUGGGCUGCACUGCUUUGCACCUGGCUGCUCAACAUGGCCACACUGAGCUAGUGAGUUUCAUUCUUGAACACGGUUCAAAGCUGAUGUUGGAUUUAACUGAAAGAGAAACAGGUGACACGGCACUUCACAGAGCAGCUUCCCAACAACAUCAUGAGGUGUGCAGACAUCUGCUGGAGGCGGGGGCUUCCCUCAACAAAACAAACUUCCUGGGGAAAACUCCUAAGGACUGUGCCCUGGAUGUAGGGAACUCUGAGCUGGCAUCAUUCCUGGAGAGCCAACUGUUAGAUCAGCCCACUGCACAUGAGGAUCUGGAAACGGCUGUAUGAACGGCUCAUCUGCACCCGGUGGAAUAUAUUUGUACCCGCACACAGGGGUUGUCGGCACUCCUCCGAGCAUUAGAGUACGCUCACACUCACAGAGAGAAAGAACAAGAGGGCGUGAGGAAGAAAAGAGAAACAGAAAGGGAGAAACAGGUGUUUCGAGAAAGGCCCAGGCUGUUCCUGUCUUUGAAAAAGACCUCGAUCAACAGGAAGCGUCAAGCUGUUUGUUUUCCACUGAUGUCACUGUAGGAGUGUUUUAAAUAGGCUUUGUCCUAGCAUUUAUUUAUUUAUUGCUCUUAUUUAUUAAACUGUUUAUUCAAAAUGAAUAUGAUUUUAAGGUAAAAAGCCUGUGCAAACAUGGAUCACAAGUUAGACGAGACGUAUUUAAACAUGCCAGAAAUGAAGGCUUUUGUGAACUUUCAUGCAUCACGUUGUGUGCCAAAGACAAACGGGGAAGAACUGAGAUUAUUGAAGAGGUUCUUCAUUGGUUUAGAGUUUAAGGGAGGAACUUGGGGUACACGAGAGCAUGAACGAUGGGAAAAAUGAUACGAUUUUAAACUGGAAACCCCAAGGCUGAGACUGAAAUCUACAGUACAUAAGACUUUACAUAUUCUGAUAUUUUUCAUGUGUUUGUGUGCCGUUACAGUGUGUGAUUGUGAAAAUAUCUUCGGAAACUGAGAAAACAUCUGAGCCAUAUUCAGUGCAAUAUGAAUGGAUGACAUUUGUGCAUUUAUCUAUUUAAUAUUACAUUACAUUAAUGUUUCAAGGAAUCACGGAAGUGUGCAGUUUUCCCACUGAUGGCAGCUGAUUGGUUUUUCUCCUUUGGCUCGUAUGAAAUGCCAAGUUGCAGAUCAUGAUCAUGUUUAGAAUGAAUAAACCAAAUGAAGGCAAGAAAAACCCUUGGGACAGUGACAAGAGAUAAAGUGGUAUUCCUGACACUUUGUGUUCACAUUGUCUUGUAUCACGUCAUCACAGAAAUAACCACAGAUGUGUCUGCAUGAAAACGGCUGUCCAUAGGACCACACUGAGCCUUUGAUAGAUGGCUUUACGUAUGAGUGAUCUGCUGUGAUAUCUCGUAUUAUCAGUUGAGAUUUUAAAGCAUUAUUGUGCAUGGGAUUUGGUUACCUCUCUCUGUAAUUAUGUAAUGAAAUGGCAUUAUUUCUCUUUUUUUAUUUAAAGUUAUGGAACAUAUAAAUGGUUCAGUAGUUGUAUUUUGCUUUAUCUUUUAAAAGAUGGGACUACUUGAAUGUUUUUAUUUUCUCAUUUCUAAAUAUCUAUUUAAAUGUAUGAGAUCACACUAUUUGAGCAGACUUUGUGGGCACAUUUACAGAAUGUAGAACUGUGACAAAUCAAUUCUGGGAAUGCUGUCUCAUUAAAGGUCUCAGAUA
Molecule: messenger RNA, 4949 nt
Organism: Xyrauchen texanus (razorback sucker)
Lineage: Eukaryota; Metazoa; Chordata; Actinopteri; Cypriniformes; Catostomidae
Product: diacylglycerol kinase iota-like
Exons: 32
Coding region: 508-3567 (1019 amino acids)
Biological process (GO): regulation of synaptic transmission, glutamatergic; intracellular signal transduction; lipid phosphorylation
Cellular component (GO): nucleus
Molecular function (GO): protein binding; ATP-dependent diacylglycerol kinase activity
Source: RefSeq, a predicted model, not a curated record